Messenger RNA from Sebastes umbrosus (honeycomb rockfish), 4378 nucleotides. It is a transcript of the gene usp25, whose product is annotated as ubiquitin specific peptidase 25. Gene Ontology annotation, biological process: protein deubiquitination; regulation of protein stability. Gene Ontology annotation, molecular function: cysteine-type deubiquitinase activity; protein binding; cysteine-type endopeptidase activity. The transcript has 26 exons. The record is from RefSeq and is a predicted model, not a curated record. Gene Ontology annotation, cellular component: nucleus; cytosol. Bases 216 to 3743 code for a protein of 1175 amino acids. Lineage: Eukaryota; Metazoa; Chordata; Actinopteri; Perciformes; Sebastidae.
GCUGAGAGGCAGCCCUGAGUAAUCGAUCCCGGAGCGGAGGGAGAAGCAGAGCAGUGUUGUCUCUGUGUCUCUGUCUCUGUCAUGGCGCCGUGAUGUCUCUGCUGAUGAAGGAGGGGACAUUCAAGAGGAGACAUCAUCAUCGUGUUUUAAUCCCGCUGUAGUGGAGGAGAGUAUCCUGUGAUCGUUUAUAAUCGAACAACAUUAAAGAGGAGAAGAUGACGGUGGAGCAGAACGUCCUCCAGCAGCACCAAGCUAAGCACCAGCAGACGCUACUAAACCAGUUGAGGGAGGUCACCGGUACCACAGACAUUCAGCUGCUCCAGCAGGCGCUGCAGGUGAGCAAUGGAGACCUGGCCGAGGCGGUGGCAUUUCUGACGGAGAAGAACGCCAAGGUUCCUCAGCAAGAUGAGACGACCUACUACCAGACGUCCCAGGUGGCCAGCGACAGAUAUAUCAGCGUGGGCAGCCAGGCCGACACGAAUGUGAUCGACCUGACUGGGGACGAUAAAGAUGACCUGCAGAGAGCUAUCGCCCUCAGCCUGGAGGAGUCCAACCGGGCCUUCAGGGAGACGGGCAUCACUGAUGAGGAGCAGGCCAUCAGCAGAGUUUUGGAGGCCAGCAUCGCGGAGAACAAGGCGAGUCUGAAGAGGACCCACACAGAAGUAUGGAGCGACUCACCCAACCCACACGACAGGAAGAGGAUAGACACCUGCCCCGUGGGGCUGAAGAAUGUUGGCAAUACCUGCUGGUUCAGUGCUGUCAUACAGUCUCUGUUCAACCUGCUGGAGUUCCAGAGGCUGGUGCUCCACUACUCACCGCCAGCUCGAGUCCACGACCUGCCUCGCAACCAAAAGGAACACAGGAACCUGCCCUUCAUGCAGGAGCUGAGGAACCUCUUCUCCCUCAUGGUGGGGUCCAAGAGGAAAUAUGUGGACCCGUCACGAGCUGUGGAAAUCCUCAAAGACGCCUUCAAGUCCAGUGAGUCACAGCAGCAGGAUGUGAGUGAGUUCACACACAAGCUGCUGGACUGGCUGGAGGAUGCAUUCCAGAUGAAGGCUGAAGAAGACAGGGAGGGUGAGAAGCCAAAGAACCCCAUGGUGGAGCUCUUCUAUGGGCGCUUCCUUGCUGUGGGUGUCCUGGAAGGUAAAAAGUUUGAGAACACCGAGAUGUUUGGGCAGUACCCGCUGCAGGUGAACGGCUUCAAGGAUCUCCACGAAUGUCUGGAGGCGGCGAUGAUCGAGGGCGAGAUCGAGUCGCUGCACUCAGCAGAGAACUCUGCCAGGUCUGGACAGGAGCACUGGUUCACAGAACUCCCUCCUGUGUUGACCUUUGAACUGUCCAGAUUUGAGUUCAACCAAGCCCUGGGACGACCCGAGAAGAUCCACAACAAGCUGGAGUUCCCCUCGAUGCUCUACAUGGACAGGUACAUGGACAGGAACAGGGAAAUAACCCGGAUCAAGAGGGAGGAGAUCAGGAGGCUGAAAGAGCAUCUGACGCUGCUUCAGCAGCGACUGGAGAGGUAUCUGAGUUAUGGCUCAGGCCCCAAGAGGUUUCCUCUGGCGGAUGUCCUCCAGUAUGCCAUGGAGUUUGCCUCCAGUAAGCCCGUGUGCACGUCCCCGGUGGAAGACGUCGACUCGUCAGCGCCCCCCGGUGGCACAACAGGACAACAGCUGUCCCUACCAAGCACAGCCGAGCAGGACUCCUUGCCCCCCCCAGAGAGCUCGGGUCCUGCCUCAGGUCCCCCCACAGCUCCCACUGCAGCCCAGCAGCAGCAGCAGCAGAGAGUACCCAUUCAUAAGCCCUUCACCCAGUCCCGGCUCCCCCCCGACCUCCCCAUGCACCCCGCCCCGCGCCACAUCACUGACGAGGAGCUGAGGGUGCUGGAGGGCUGCCUGCAUCGCUGGAGGAGUGAAGUGGAAAAUGACACCCGCGAUCUGCAGGGCAGUAUCAACAGAAUCCACAGAACCAUCGAGCUAAUGUACUCUGACAAAUCUAUGAUGCAGGUUCCAUACCGGCUUCAUGCAGUGCUGGUCCAUGAAGGCCAGGCCAACGCGGGCCACUACUGGGCUUACAUCUACGACCCGCAUCAGCGUUGCUGGAUGAAGUACAACGACAUCUCUGUCACCAAGUCGUCCUGGGAGGAGCUGGUCAGGGACUCGUUCGGAGGCUACCGCAACGCCAGCGCCUACUGUCUCAUGUAUAUCAACGACAAGAAGCCCUUCCUCAUAGAAGAGGAGUUUGAUAAAGAAACGGGACAGAUCCUCAGCGGCAUGGACAAACUGCCUCCAGACCUGAAGCACUACGUGAAGGGGGACAACGAGCUGUUUGACAAGGAGAUCCAGGAGUGGGACGCCCUGCAGGCCCGCAAGGCCCAGCAGGAGAAGCUGGCCCUGGCCGCGGCAGCUGCCGCGGCUGCAGCCGCCGCGGCAGCAUCCAGCACCUCCACUUCCACCUCUUCCCCUCAGCCCAUGAGCAUCGAGUCCAGCCCUCCAGACAACACAGUGCCCCAGCAGGACCCAGAGUACAUGGAGCAGCCGUCACCCACCAACGACUCCAAACACCUGCAGGAGGACACGGAGAGGGCCAUCUCCAGAGCUGCUGCUGAGCAGGAGGACAGGAGCCCCGAAGCUUUGUUAAACGCUUCUCCUCCCCCUCCCUCCCCUCAGCCUGAGGUCCAGCUGAGCCUCCCCUUCACCUCCACCCCUCCUCCCGACCCGGUCACGGAGGACGAGUCCCCUGGCCAGCGCACCAUAGAGGUGGCCAUUCCUAACGUGGGGACCUUUGUCAUUGAGUCAGAAGAGGGGGGGUACGAUGACGAGGCGAUGAUGACCCCCAACAUGCAGGGUGUAAUUAUGGCCAUUGGCAAAUCCAGCGGCGUGUAUGAAAAGAACGGGCCUGAGAACGCCUUUUUUAAGGCCAUAAAGCUGGAGUAUGCUCGUCUCCUGAGGUUUGCCCAGGAGGACACCCCUCCUGAGAACGACUACCGGCUGCAGCACAUCAUCGUCUACUUCAUCCAGAACCAGGCGCCCAAGAAGAUCCUGGAGAGGACUCUGCUCACACAGUUCGCUGACAGGAACCUGGCCUUCGAUGAGCGAUGCAAGAGCAUUAUGAACGUGGCACGUGCCAAACUGGACCUGAUUAAACCCGAGGAGGUCAACAUGGAUGAGUAUGAGAUGUGGCAUCAGGCCUACCGGAAUUUCCGUGAGACGACCGUCUUCAUGAUGACGGGCUUGGAGCUCUUUCAGAAAACAAAUUACAUCGAGGCUCUGAUGUAUCUGAUCUACUCCUACCAGUACAACAAGGAGCUGUUGUCCAAAGGGCUGUACAGAGGACACGACGAGGAGCUGCUGGGUCAUUACCGUCGGGAGUGUUUGCUGAAACUAAACGAGCAGGCGGCUGCCAUGUUUGAGACGGGAGAAGAACCGGAGGUGACCACGGGCCUCGGCAUCAUGAACGAGCUGGUGGUUCCCUGUAUCCCUCUGCUGCUGAUCCACGACGCUGAGAGAGACCUGCUGGCCGUGGAGGACAUGAGGAACCGCUGGUGCUCCUACCUGGGACAGGAGAUGGAAUCCAACCUCCAGGAGAAGCUGACCGACUUCCUCCCCAAGCUACUGGACUGCUCCACGGAGAUCAAAAGCUUCCACGACCCCCCCAAGCUGCCCGGCUACUCCACCCUGGAGCUGAGCGAGCGGUUCGGCCGUGUCAUGGCGGCCCUGGGCCGGGCGCCCACCGAGGGGAGAUGAGCUCAGAGGGACGCCACGCACACCUCGGGCACCGGACCCCGGGCACCGAUCCACGGAACUCUCUUAACCCACGCCUUCCUUCUAAAUCCAGGGGUCUCUCGCUUCUAGCUGUUACUCCUCUGUUACUCUUUUGCUGCUAUAGAUUUUAUCAUUAUAAAUAUUAUUUCAUUUUUAUUUGAAGCAAAACAACAGAGGGAGGAGGACGGACUGUCGGGGGGGAAACGGGAGGAGUUGAUGGAGGAACAGCGGCGAUGAUGUAGAGGUUGGAAGCCGAGCACGGCGUGCUUCAGUUUGAGGGUUUUUCAUAGUUUCUUCUUCUUCUUGUUGUUGUUGCUGUUUGAUUGAAGCUUCCCCGACUCGCUCUCAUAGCCCUUUCUAAAGCCCCCCCUCCUCUGCAGUUUGGUACAGUAUUACCACCUUUUCUUUCAUUUUCUAAGGAAGUAAGGAAGAGAGCCUUCAGAUGUAUCAGCAGCUCAUCAGCAGCUCGUCAGCGUCUCAGAUGGGGCUCUGUCCAGAAGGAGAUGUUUGAAGCGUGUGGUAGACGGCCGCGGACUUCCUGUGGCUUGUUAAUAAAUCGAGAGAAUAAAAUUUUAUUUAUGGCCCUUUUAGGCCAAAUAAACAGAUGUUUUGCCUGA